Pantherophis guttatus is the source of this 4044-nucleotide messenger RNA. It is a transcript of the gene EMP2, whose product is annotated as epithelial membrane protein 2. The record is from RefSeq and is a predicted model, not a curated record. Gene Ontology annotation, biological process: regulation of cell-matrix adhesion; positive regulation of integrin-mediated signaling pathway; cell adhesion. Gene Ontology annotation, molecular function: protein kinase binding. Lineage: Eukaryota; Metazoa; Chordata; Lepidosauria; Squamata; Colubridae. Gene Ontology annotation, cellular component: cytoplasm; plasma membrane.
GUUGCCGGGCCAGAGCCCCUGGCCAUAAGCCAAGUGGCCUCCGCUCAGCUUCCACAAAUCCCGUGUCCGGAUUUUUUCUGCCUUCUUUCAAAGUGGAAGCAAUUGGAAUCCCUGCUGUUUGAGUACUUUUACAAGAGACCUCUCAAGGUUGUUUUGUAAUGUUUUCGCUUCAAUUUGCAUUCCUGCCUGUUUUCUGCGCAUUGCUUGGAUUGGUAGCUCAUAGCUUGUAAGCUUUCCAAGAGCAUCUGGCCGGCUGCUCUUGGAAACGGCUUCUUUUUCUUUAGACCAAUUUUGCUUCUUUCAAUAAAACCGCCCAGAUUCAGCGGCUCAGGCCAGGGCAUAAAUUUCAGGCGAUGGAUCAACCUAAUCGAAGUGAACUAAGCUGGCAUGGAUGUGGGGCUGAGCACGUUGGGCAAACCAGCCCUUGUAGUCUGCCAACAGUGGCUUAAGGAGACGCAGGGUCCCUCCUACACAUUGAGGUGUGUGCAAAGCGGCGGCGUAAGAUUUUAUUACACCGAGUAACGUCCCUCUUUCCAUGGCACAGCGCAGAUAAAACAACGAGCAGCAGGUAAACAUAAGAUGAAGCAGGUGGCCGGCAAGAAACUGUAAGAGAACCAGGCAACCCUGUUUCAUCACGAGUCGGCUUGCUGCCUGGUUGCUGGCAGAGCUUCCUGUGACUUCAGGGAUCCUGACUUCAUGUUCUCCUCUGGCCACUCCCUGGUUGGGCAAACAGACGUUUCUCAGGCACGAUUCCCGCCGAGAGAAAGGCAUUCUGGGACUGGCCAUCGGCUGAAUUGCUCUCCAGGCUGCCCACCCAUCAAUAUUGUUUGGGAAGGCUUGGAUAGAAAAGUCCUCCUUUCACAAGAUGCCCUUUAGGUGUGGCCACACAAGCCGGGCAUUGUGAGAAGCAGAGUUUUGGCUCUCUCUCUCUCUCUCUCUCUCCCCCCCCCAUUGCCAUUUCCUUCCUUCUGCUCUGGAAGCUCUCCGUUGUAGAUACUGCACUUUUGCCCCAGGGGUGGCCUUUGGCCGAGAGCAGCAAAUUGCACCCUUGAGGCUGGACCUUCCGAGUCUCAACAUCUUCCUCUUCUAUUUCAACCCUUUGCCCUUCUUCAGAGGGAGGCAUCCAAUCUGUGCCUUCUCUGCAGGGUUCAUUGGCACCACAAGGGGCCAAACGGACAACGAGAAGGGCUCACAAUCGAGGCUCCAAACUUCGCAGUAUAGAAAAAGAAACCCAUCUCUUCACCUGAGCAGGGACCCAGAUCGUGCAAGUCCUCAGCACAUGAGCCAUGCUCCUUGGAGACCCUGCAGGGCGCCCAACCCAGGACCCACAUGAAGGGCAGCUGCGACCGUCUAAGCCUCAGCUCCUCUUAAAGCAGCCCCUCCCGAAUCCUCAGCAUCGCUUUCUUCUCGUCUGAAAGAGCCGCCCCUCAUCCUGCUCCACCAUGCUGAUCCUCCUGGCCUUUAUCAUCCUCUUCCACAUCACUUCAGCCGCACUUCUGUUCAUCUCGACAAUCGAUAACGCCUGGUGGGUGGGCGAUGGCUUCUUCACAGACAUCUGGCACCAGUGCUUCAAUGAGACGAACUGUACCGCCUUGGAUAAUACCUUUCCAGAAUACCCGUCCAUCCAGACCGUCCAAGCCACGAUGAUCUUGUCCACCAUUCUUUGCUGCGUGGCCUUUUUCGUCUUCAUCCUUCAGCUCUUCCGCCUGAAGCAAGGAGAGCGGUUUGUGCUGACCUCCAUCAUCCAGCUCUUGUCCUGCCUCUGCGUGAUGAUCGGGGCCUCCGUCUACACCAACCGGCGCUCGGAGCUGCACCGGGGCCUCACCUACGGCCGCUUUGAGGUGGAGAGCGGCCGCUUCGGCUACUCCUACGUGCUGGCCUGGGUGGCCUUCGCCUUCACCCUGCUCAGCGGCCUCAUGUACCUCGUCCUGAGGAAGCGCAAAUAAAGCCGGGCUGGCGGCUGGCAAGGGAGAAGAACAGCCCCCCCGCCCCCCCAGCUCUCCUUGAAGCGCUGGCAUUCCAGCCCCCCCUUUGUGUAAAUAGAAGCGUUUGUUGUACAGCUGUGGUUGGGCCCCUUCCCCGUCCUUGGCGUGGCAUUAGAAGGCCGGCGGGAGGACCGAAGAGAAGAAAGAGGUGGGUGGACUGGCACUUCUGGGCAGGAUUGCCCAGCGCCAGCCAGCAGCCCCCACGGCUCUCAAGAGUGACUCAAGAGCCCUGGGCAUGCCGGUCCCCCUCCCGCUUUCGGGGCUUCUCUGGCUCUGCAGCUCUCCAAACAACUGCGGGGCUACCCGGCCUUAACAAAAGGUGAGGGCGAGGGCACAGAGGUAGGGGUCUGGUUGGGACUGGCAGCAUGCAACAGAUGCCAGCCUCCUUAGCCCAGGUUCCCUUUUACGCCGUAUGAAAGGGGAGCUCCUCAAAACCCAUCUUGCCCCCCACCCCCCAAUUCUGUAAAACCCCGAGAGCUGGCAUCUUUUUUUUUUUUUUUUAAUUUGAUUUAUAUGCCGCCCUUCUCCAGAGACUCAGGGUGGGUUACAAUGUGUUAAGCAAUCUUGGAGUUGGAGCAACCGUAGGGAAUCCCAGGGCCUUCUGGUGCCAAGAACCCCGCUCUGAUCUGCCCCUCGAGUCGCUUCGUGCAAUGGCAGCUCUCAGUGGGGCAGCUGAGCGUCUUCCUUUCGUCCUGCCCGGGGGGCUCACAAGGGCCCCUCGCCCAAGACGAAGCUGCUCCUCGACGAUGCUCAUGUGUGUCCCGAGCUACCUCAUGGUCUGCCACGUGGUGCCUGUCUCGAUCCACAGCUGGAGCGUUUCCAUCCUUGGCGCAGCUCCAGAUGGCCCUCCUCUGGCCGCAUCCUCCAGUCCACCCCGGCGCAGAAUUCCUUCCCGUUUUGUCCUUUUCCCCAUAUUCUGAGGAACUUCGAACAUUCCUGGUGCAUCCAUCGUGGGAGGAAGCAAAGCUUGAUGAGGCAGCUCCGCUCGACCUGAGGCGGCCCUGCAGGUGGCUGCCCAUUGGCGCAGGGAGAGGCUGGACUUUGGCAUUUGCACCAAAGCUGGACGGUGUUGGUCAGCCUCCGAGGCCAUGGAAGCCUCAGCUGACGUGGGCAGAACGACGCUCGGCUGGCGCUGGGGGGGGAGAGGUGCCCAGAUCCAGCAGAGCCCAGGGAGACCCUCGAGUUGUUCUUAGUGACUGUCUUUGGCCAGAGGCAAGGCCCACCACAUCCCUCCUGGCUGCUGGCGUUCCUUCUCGAUUGCUCCCUCAGAGAAACCCUGUCCUUCUUACUAGGUUGUGACCGAUUCAUUCCUGAGCACCACAGAGCUAAUUGGGGCUGCUUUCCCAACAGCCCCUGCCUCAAACACGUAGACGGCACCGUAAGUUCGUGUCUUAUUAAGUGGGUAUUUGGAGUGAGAGAUUGACUUUAUUUGGACUGAAAUAGCAUCCUCAGUCGUGUGGGAAGGGACGUGUUGGGAGAAGACCGUUCCCGCUAGACAUCCUUGCCCUCUUUGGACUUUAAUGCUUUUAAUUUUGCCUUUAAUUCCCACCACUUCCUCCCUUCGGGAUAACCCCUUGUCCAGCCCCCCACCCCGCCUUUUCCCUGUCCCCAAGCUGGCUCUUUUCUUCAGGCUGCAACUCUGCGCAAGCUUUAAAGAUAAGUUCUUGCCACUGGUGAACCUUUAUUCAGAACAACUAACUCCUCUGGUGAGGUUGUAGUUUGGAUUUAUAUUUAUGUUUAAAAAAAAUAGCACAUAUACACAAAGAUAUGUAACCCUAUUUACCUUUAUAUUUCUGACCCCUUCGUAAGAAGCGAACAGGAAGCCUCCCUAUAAUAUAACCAGGCAAUCCUGCCUUAUAAAUACGAAACAGCCCCUUUUAACCGAAAGUGGAACGAAGCUCUUUACGCUACCGGGAGUUUUUCAAGAUUCUGAGUGAUCGAGCAAUUGGGGUUUCUCAGAGGGCAAAUUUAUAGCUCAAUUCCACCAACAGUGCCUUGGUCGUUUUGUAUUUUAUAUACCUAUUCAAUUGUAUAUAGAAAUAAAACCUUACAACCGGUA